Brassica oleracea var. oleracea is the source of this 2249-nucleotide messenger RNA. Its product is annotated as probable galacturonosyltransferase 7. The transcript has 10 exons. Gene Ontology annotation, molecular function: polygalacturonate 4-alpha-galacturonosyltransferase activity. Bases 1 to 1896 code for a protein of 631 amino acids. The record is from RefSeq and is a predicted model, not a curated record. NCBI's taxonomy places the organism in Eukaryota, Viridiplantae, Streptophyta, Magnoliopsida, Brassicales, Brassicaceae.
AUGAAAGGCGGAGGCGGAGGAGGAGGAGGAAAACGACGGUGGAGAGUACUGGUGGUUGGAGUAUUGGUUCUUAUCAUCUUAUCAACGCUUGUUCCUCUUGCGUUCUUGCUCGGCCUUCACAACGGCUUUCACUCUCCUGGAUUCGUCACUGUUCAACCGUCUUCUCCUUUUGAUAGCUUUAAUAGAAUCAAUGCUACUAAACAUCAUCCUCAGAGAGAUCUCUCCGUCCGAGUCGAUGAGGUUCUCCAUAGAUUCAAUCCAGUGCUUCCCAAGAAAAGCGACAUAAACUUGGAUUCCAGAGAUAUGAAUAGGACAAGCACCACUGAUUCUAAAAAGAGAGGAUUACCAGUGUCCCCAGCUGUUGUUGCCAUCCCUAGCCCUGCUAAAAAAACAAAAACGAAAGCCUCGUACAAAGGUGUUCAGGGGAAAACAGUAAAUGCCUCGCACAAUGGCGUUCAGGGGGCGAUAGUAAAUGCUGAUGAAACUCAGAGAACUUGUCAACUGAAAUACGGAAGCUACUGCCUCUGGAGGGAGGAGAAUAAGGAACCCUUGAGAGAUGCUAAGGUGAAGCACAUGAAGGACCUCCUGUUUGUCGCUAGAGCAUACUAUCCAAUUAUUGCUAAAAUGCCUUCUCAAAGCAAGUUGACUCGGGAUAUGAAACAGAAUAUCCAAGAGUUUGAGCGUAUUCUUAGUGAAGGUUCAGCAGAUGCUGACCUCCCACCACAGGUUGAUAAAAAGUUUCAGAAGAUGGAAGCUGUAAUUUCAAAGGCAAAGUCUUUUCCAGUGGACUGUAACAAUGUUGACAAGAAACUGAGACAGAUCCUGGAUUUGACUGAUGAUGAAGCUAGUUUCCACAUGAAACAGAGUGUGUUCCUCUACCAGCUUGCAGUACAGACAAUGCCUAAGAGUCUUCACUGCCUGUCAAUGAGACUAACGGUGGAAUAUUUCAAGUCAGCUCCAGUUGAAAUUGAGGAUAGUGAGAAAUUCUCAGAUCCUUCAUUGCUUCACUUUGUUAUCAUCUCCGACAAUAUUCUUGCCUCUUCCGUUGUGAUCAACUCAACGGCUUUACACGCAAGGGAAAGUAAAAACUUUGUAUUCCAUGUACUGACAGACGAGCAGAACUACUUUGCGAUGAAACAAUGGUUUAUCAGGAAUCCCUGCAAACAAGCAGCUAUUCAAGUAUUGAACAUUGAAAAACUCGAGCUGGACAAUUCUGAUACGAAGAAGCUGUCUUUGCCUGCGGAGUUUCGUGUCUCCUUCACCAGUGGUGACAACAAUUUGGCGUCACAAGGGAAUAGAACAUACUACUUAUCCAUUUUCUCUCAAACUCACUAUCUUCUCCCAGAGAUAUUUCACAAGCUGAAAAAGGUUGUGGUUCUGGAUCAUGACGUUGUAGUCCAGCGAGACUUAUCUCCUCUUUGGGAGCUUGACAUGGAAGGAAAAGUGAAUGGCGCAUUGAAGUCGUGCUCUGUGAGAUUGGGUCAGCUAAAGAGUCUCAAGAGAGAAGGUUUUGAUACUAAUGCUUGUCUGUGGAUGUCUGGAUUGAAUGUCAUUGAUCUUGCUAGAUGGAGGGAACUGGGAGUUUCAGAGAGCUACCUGAAAUUUUAUAAACAGCAGAUGAGUGGUGGAGGUGAGUCUAGAGAAGCAAUUGCGUUGCAAGCAACUUUGCUUACGUUCCAAGACAAAGUUUAUGCUCUUGACGACAAAUGGGCUGUAUCAGGGCUUGGUUAUGACUACUACAUCAACACCCAAACGAUAAAAAACGCAGCGACCUUACACUACAAUGGGAACAUGAAGCCGUGGCUAGAGCUGGGAAUCCCACAGUACAAAAGCUAUUGGAGAAAGAAUCUGAAUCGGGAAGAUAGAUUCUUGAGUGACUGUAACGUGAAUCCUUGAUGAGAAAGUAGAAGAAACUACAACUGGGCCAGUGCUUUAGAAGCAUAUUACACGCAAAAAGAAAAAAAAAGAUUCUAGAGUGGUGGUUAAAGCGACAUCUCAUUUUUUGGAGAGGGGGUGAAUAAACCCGAAUGCAUUGCAGAAGAAAUGCUGAAGGGGGAAAGAGCACGCACGCACGCAGAAGGUGGGUUAAAAGUGAUUAGCUAAUUGAUUUUUAAGAGACAUGAUAUGAAGAUGAUUGAAAAUCAGCUUUAAUAUGAUAUAAUUAGAAGAAAAAAAUAUGUGACUAGACUUUGAUGUUGUAUAUGAUUUUUUUGGCUAAGAUGUGUGCCAUUCUUUUCCUCGUGUGUUUA